Molecule: messenger RNA, 2710 nt
Organism: Sycon ciliatum
Lineage: Eukaryota; Metazoa; Porifera; Calcarea; Leucosolenida; Sycettidae
Product: nuclear receptor subfamily 2 group F member 6-like
Exons: 6
Coding region: 273-2051 (592 amino acids)
Biological process (GO): regulation of DNA-templated transcription
Cellular component (GO): chromatin
Molecular function (GO): zinc ion binding; sequence-specific DNA binding; nuclear receptor activity
Source: RefSeq, a predicted model, not a curated record
CGCCAGUUCAAGAAGCAGCAUGCUAGCAGUACACUGCAUGCACUCUCCAGGCUGUAGUGUAGAUCCACGCGGUCGUUUUUGGAAAGAUCAUUGAUUUCCGCGUCGGUCUCGAGCGCACUGGCCUGAGCUGCUGCGCUUAUGUGCUGUGCACAAGUGGCGAUCUUUCCCUGACUUCGACACUUUGUACUUGACGACUAGGUGGCUGGUUGUGAAAUUGAACCAAGGAAGCGUCUCCCAACUGCAAUCGAUAUAACUGCAUUGCCCACUCAACGAUGAACAGUUUCGAGCAAGUAGACACUGGCGAGUGCGAUGUAAGCAGCACGACGUCGACGGUGGACGAAUCGAGGCAAGGCUCUAGCUCUGCUGGCGAGAUGGAACCAAGCGCACCCAGAACACCAACCUCGACCGCUAGACCAGGCUGCACAGUGGACGAAUAUCGCACUGCAGACUAUCCGUUUGCCGCCCUGGCCAGCGGCAGUGGCCGGUCAUCGGGUGGCACCGGGAAGUCGGCGGCAGCUAGCUUCCUGCCGAUGAAUUUGACAGGCACGCCGGCAACAGCUAGCUCCUGGCUUAACUCGUUAGCUACAGUCACACCGAUUGGAGUGCCGGCGGUAGCCAGUCAGGGUAUUGCAACUGCACCAGCAGCCAUGGCAGCAGCAAAGACCAAUCUCAGUAGCAGUAGUAGUAGUAGUAGAGACACAGACACCUUUGGUCAAUAUCACUCUUUUGAUGACGAUGACGACGACGACGAUGAAGAAGACGAUAUGUCGGAGCAAGAACAAACGCCGCAGCAGCAGCAGCAACAAGUAAAGGGCGAAGCAGAAGAGGACACAAAGCCGUCGUCGACCGUGACUGACUGUGUCGUGUGCGGACCUGGCGACAAAGUCACCGGCAAUCACUUUGGCGCGCAGACGUGCGAGGCGUGCAAGGCGUUCUUCCGGCGCACGGUGCGUGCCGAUCGCUCCUACUCGUGCCGGAUGGACCGGACGUGCGAAAUCACGCGAGAGACGCGCACCCAAUGCUCUUACUGUCGCCUGCAUAAAUGCCUGCGCGUGGGCAUGAAGAAAGAAUUGGUGCAGGUCCCGCGUUGGGAGGGAGAACGUAGGCUGAAACCGUCGCGCAAGCUGAAGCUGACUGUACAGGAUGGCCGUUCACAGCAGGUGCGGCCCGGUGACAGCCAGUCAGCACAUUACAUCGACGACAUGCUGCAGCGCUACCCGAGGAUGAGCGAGGCGGCACCGAUGCCAGCCAUCAGCGAUCUACAAGUGAUGGACUUCUACCAGGAGUUACCGGAGGAGGACGGCACCGUGCUCGCAAAGCACAUGGAGGACGCAGAGCGCCGUAUCAGAGAGCGCGAGCCCCAGCCCUCUGGCACUGCGCAGCCGGUUAGAAGCCUGAACGAGGUCGUGCUCGCGUUGCGCGCAAUGCUGCUGAAGGUGAUCGACUGGGCUCAGUCGCUGCCGGAGUUCAGGGAGCUCGAUCCUCCCACGCACAAGGCUGAUGUUCUCCGCGUCUGCUGGAUGGAGCUGAUCACAUUCAGCAUGAUGACACAGGCACAAGAUGGCGACCACCAUGACGGCAUCAUGCUCGGCACCCAGCAGUUUAUCAGCAAAGAGGACUGCUUUGACGAAGAACUCGGGCAUCUGAUCGGGCGCUUGGUCGACGAGCGAGGCAGGUUCCGCGCGUUCAACUUGUCCGAGUAUGAGAAAGGCUGCAUCCGAGGCAUACUUAUGUUCUAUCCAGAAAUGCACAGCGGCAAGGCGCAGCUGAGCAAGCGCAUGACGUUCUUCCAGGACGGCCUCAUGGGCAUGCUGAUGGAGCAGUGCAUGGCCGCGUACAACCACCGGCGCUCCAACCGCUACGGCAAGCUAAUGAUGCGAAUCCCGGCGCUGCGCACGCUCAGCGCAGAGCUGCUGCGCUACCUGCUGAUCAACGACGGCACGUUCUUCAACACGCCCGAGCAGACUGGCACGGCCGUCGGCGGGGCCACCAACAGCCACGGUGUCAACACCACGCUAAACGCACUGCUCAUUUUGCCGAUGAACGAGUGACCGGCAGCAGGGUGCUUGGCAUUUGGAUGACAACUUUUCAAACAAGGAGCUUCUCCAAAGAGGAUGUGAAGGACCACCUGUGUCAUUUUAGGACUAGGAGCCGUAUUUCUUCUUCUUCAAAUUCAUAGUGACUAUUUUGCAAUGCAUACAUACAGCUUAUCAAUCUCCAGGGCCGAUUUCCAAAACAAUUCCUUCAUCGACUGCGGAUUUAUUCCAGUUACAUAAUCGUAUGUAUAAUAUUCCCCCCCCCCCCCCCCCACCAAAUCCGCUGGCUAAAGUUUUGUACCACGUGUAUAUAUGGAUUUUCCAAACUUACCACACAAAUGCAAUUUUGUUUCCUGUUGAUCCUGAUGCCUCCCGGUCUGUUCCUAUCGUUCUCACUGAUAUAGCGUCGUGUACAACGACGAUUCCUGAUGAGUGUUAUAACAUUUUGUCCUCUUCUAUUCUCGGAUUUGUUUCCACUGUUGAGGAAGAUAUCAAUCACUCCAAUACAAAGAUAUUUUCACUUCCAAUUUUGAUUGCUUGGAUCUGCAUUUGAAAAUCAUAUUUUUACACAAUGUAUGUGUAUUAUGCCUUGAUUUCUUCACCAAUUUUGUUAAUUAUUGUGUUUGUUUUACCUGUAAAAGAGACUUACCGACUGAAAAAAUGCAGGAAUCGCA